AUUCUCGGUCUGCGAUAAUCUCUUGGCAGGUCAGGAGAGUAGAUCUCGAGCUGCAAGCUGAGGGCAGCUGUCUUUUACUGCCUCUCAGCUCCAGCCGGUAUCGGGAGACUUUGCUGCUACAUUUGUUUCCCGUUCAGUAGAUAUUUUAAAGACGGGAUGGCACACAUCUUCUGAGGGCAGGGAAAAAUUUCUUCUCAACAUGUUUUCAGAAAACAUUUAUAUUAACACGAACUUCAAAAAUAAAUAUGACUCCUCAGACAUCGACACAGACUCUCGGCCAGAUCCCCCAAAGAAGAGCAAGUCUCAGAAAAGUUGCCACAAGUUCUCCAAGGUCCUCUUUACCUCACUCAUAAUCUAUUUCCUGCUGUUGACAAUCUUAUUCUCCAGUGCUCUGAUCAUUCUGUUUAAAAAAUAUUCUCAGCUUCUUGAAGAAAAAACAAUUAUGAAGGAACUGAACUAUACUGAAUUGGAGUGUACAAAAUGGGAUUCACUCUUGGAAGACAAAGUCUGGAGCUGUUGCCCAAAGGAUUGGAAGUCAUUUGAUUCCAACUGCUACUUCCCUUCCACUGACUCAGUAGAAUCUUGGAUGGAGAGUGAGGAGAAGUGCUCCAGCAUAGGUGCUCAUCUGGUGGUGAUCCACAGCCAGGAAGAGCAGGAUUUCCUGCCCAGGAUCCUGGAUACUCAUGCUGCUUAUUUUAUAGGACUUUCAGAUCCAGGUCAUCGACAAUGGCAAUGGGUUGAUCAGACACCAUACAAUGGGAAUGCCACAUUCUGGCACGAAGGUGAGCCCAGCAGUGACAAUGAACAAUGUGUUAUAAUAAAUCAUCGUGAGAAUACUGGAUGGGGCUGGAGUGAUAGCUCUUGCAGUGAUAAACAGAAGUUGGUUUGUCAGGUGAAAAAAAUAUACUUAUGAAUCACACAUUCUCCUUGACUGUGGGAUUGCAUUGUUAUCCACCACUACACAGAUGCUUGGAAAGUUCUUCAUGUGAAAGAGAGGUCCACAGAAUUUUAGGUACGCAGCCAGUGUUUAUACAUAUUAUAAUACUGCUACAUGUGUAAAUUUACUUAAUCAUUUGUCAUUUUCUUAUAUAAUGAGAAUUUUCCAUGUACCAGAGACUAUAGAGGAGACUCUCUGUGCAUAUGUGGGAGCAAUAAACUUCUCUACCUAUUCCCAGGUUUCCAAAGUCUUAUUUGAUAAUAGGAUUGGAUGAUGUUGUCCCUGUACACAUUUCUUUCCCUCUUUCUUUGUUUUUCUCUGUCUUUGGCUUCAUUGAUGUAUAAUUGACAAAUAAAUCAUGGAUACUCA
This is a messenger RNA of Rattus rattus (black rat), 1306 nucleotides long. RefSeq names its product C-type lectin domain family 4 member A-like. Bases 200 to 913 code for a protein of 237 amino acids. The record is from RefSeq and is a predicted model, not a curated record. Lineage: Eukaryota; Metazoa; Chordata; Mammalia; Rodentia; Muridae. The transcript is spliced from 6 exons.